Messenger RNA from Rana temporaria (common frog), 695 nucleotides. Its product is annotated as HEPACAM family member 2-like. The coding region runs from base 240 to 695 and encodes 151 amino acids. The transcript is spliced from 2 exons. Lineage: Eukaryota; Metazoa; Chordata; Amphibia; Anura; Ranidae. The record is from RefSeq and is a predicted model, not a curated record.
UUCUAAUCAGUGCUUUACAGAGCAUAACUUUUUCAGGUAAAACAAUGUGAAGUUUUACUUCCUGUCCUAAACGCCCACACUGAAUUUGACAUCCUGUUUGUACACUUAUUAUAGUUAAGUCCGGUGUUUUACAGAAUACUAAUAUUCAAGGUAACAGUAAAGUUUAAGUUUCUGCCUAAACUGCCCACGCUGAGCUACUCAUCCUCUAUGUCCAUACGUCUCUCUAACGGAGUCUGGUCAUGAAACAUCAAAUCUGCGCUUUCAUUCUCAUCCAGAUCCUGAUAUUGGGUCCCUCCAUAGGAAUGGACAUAAAUGUCACCAAAAGUUCAAUAAGUGCCACAGUUGGCCAGUCGGUACUCCUAGAGACAUUAUACACUCUGCCCCGUCAGAUGAGCAAAUAUACGAUCCGAUGGCUAUUCAAUGACAAAUUUAUUCUGUAUCACGACUUCUCCACUGAUCUUGAUGGACUUUCUAGUGGGAACAAAAGAAAACCCAGUGUUUUUCCAAAUUUUACCAGACGGGUGGAGUUCUACCCAACAAAUGCAUCACUAUUGCUACAGGACCUCCAGAUCAGCGAUGCUGGGAAUUACGUUGUCAUCUUGUCUGCUGAAGGCAAAAUAUAUAGAAGGAAUAUCACCCUCUAUGUCACUAGCAUCACUUCUUCCUGUGAGUAUCAUCAUUAUUAUUACCUCUAA